Messenger RNA from Capsicum annuum, 643 nucleotides. Its product is annotated as putative lipid-transfer protein DIR1. Gene Ontology annotation, molecular function: fatty acid binding. Lineage: Eukaryota; Viridiplantae; Streptophyta; Magnoliopsida; Solanales; Solanaceae. The record is from RefSeq and is a predicted model, not a curated record. Bases 57 to 371 code for a protein of 104 amino acids. The transcript has a single exon. Gene Ontology annotation, biological process: systemic acquired resistance.
AUCCACAAAAAACACCACCCAAAAAAAGCAAAGCUCUAAAGUAGUACUAAGUCAACAUGGAAGCAAAACAAAAGCUUGUCAUUUUUGCAACAUUGCUCAUGGUCUCAGCCAUUGGAAUUGAAAUGGCCCCUGCAAACAAUUCCUUUUGUGGCUUAACCAUUAAUGACUUAAUGACAUGCAAGCCAGCAGUAUCUGGGGCAAAACCAUUGCCACCAUCUGAUAAAUGUUGUGCUGCUUUAAGCAAAGCAGACUUGCCUUGUCUUUGCACUUACAAAAACAGUCCAAUGUUGUCUGCUUUCAAGAUUAAUCCCACUCUUGCUAUGGAUCUUCCAUCUAAAUGCGAACUUGAUUCUCCUAAUUGCUCCCCUUAAUUAAUUAGAGACGGAACUAGGAUUUGAAGUUUCGUACUGAGACGUACCCCUCUCUCUUUUAUUUGCUAGUGAUGAGUAGUGAGUGGUGAAUUAAUGUUGGUUUAAUUCGUUGUUGUUGUGAUUUAAGUGUGAUGUUUCUAGUCAUAUGUUUCGUUUUAUUGUUUUUACUUUUUUCUUCUUGGAGAGGGGUUUCGAUUUCAUUUUAUGUUGAUCAACUUUGUGUAGUUGAUCUUGAUAGUUAUUUUAAUGAAGUUCGUCGUUUUGUUUGUUGA